Messenger RNA from Zootermopsis nevadensis, 2349 nucleotides. RefSeq names its product glucose dehydrogenase [FAD, quinone]. The record is from RefSeq and is a predicted model, not a curated record. Gene Ontology annotation, molecular function: flavin adenine dinucleotide binding; oxidoreductase activity, acting on CH-OH group of donors. Lineage: Eukaryota; Metazoa; Arthropoda; Insecta; Blattodea; Termopsidae.
CACAAAGGAAACACAUCUCGUCUCCAUUAUAACAUUAAUUUGAAUGACGCUGUUUCGAGAAAUAAUAGCCGUUUACUGGUCUAGUGCAAUGGCUUCUGCUGCAUGUCCAGCGACUAAGUUCCUCUGCUAUCUGCUGUGGCUUCUACCUAAAAUGAACGGUCCCCAGUGGACUAAUGAAGACUUGUCUCCCUUGAAUCUUGUUGAUGGCGAACGACAUGAUUUCAUAGUAGUUGGUGGAGGAUCGGCAGGUUGUGUUGUGGCCAGCAGGUUAUCUGAGAUAAAUGACUGGAAAGUACUGCUGUUGGAAGCGGGUGGCGAGGAACCCCCUCAGGCUGACGUCCCGGCGUUCAUUCCGCUUAACUGGGAAACGAGGUUUGACUGGCAGUAUCAGACGGAGCCUGAAGACGGAUACUGCGGAGGGAAAUCUUGCACGUGGAACGCAGGAAAGGUUCUAGGAGGAGGCAGCAUUUUGAAUGGAAUGAUAUAUAACCGAGGAAAUGCUCGCUGUUAUGAUAAAUGGAAGGAAUUGGGAAAUGAUGGUUGGGGAUUCGAAGAUGUCCUUCCUUACUUCAAGAAGUCCGAGAAUAAUCGAGAUCCUUCCAGGGCUGCUAACACAAAUUAUCACGCAGUUGGAGGUUUGUUAAAUGUACAGAGGUUCUCAUACCAGGACAAGAACGUACAGCUUCUGAUGGAUGCAUUCCAGGAGCUCGGCUACAAGGAUGUUGACAUCAACGGCGGUACCCAAACUGGUACCACCCUACUGCAAUUUACACAAAAGGACGGACGUCGGAUGAGCACUAAUAGAGCUUUCAUUGCACCUUUUCGCAACAAAAGAAAGAAUCUUAAAGUAGUAACUAACGUCAGAGUUACCAAGGUUCUUAUCGAACCUAACAGCAAAACAGCGUACGGGGUCGAAUAUGCUUCGGAAAGGCACAGACACGUCACGGGCAAAGCGUAUGUAAACAAAGAAGUUAUAGUUAGUAGUGGCGCACUUAAAUCGCCACAUGUAUUGAUGCUCUCUGGAAUUGGUCCUAGGAGUACUCUCAGUUCAGCUGGUAUCGACGUCAUCAUGGAUUUGCCAGUUGGUAAAAACCUUCAAGAUCAUGUCACAUGUGUAGGUCCUCAACUCAAAGUAGAGGGCAAACAACAGACUCUGUCAAGCAACCAGAAUAUCAUAAGACAUUUUCGUGAAUAUGUACGUAAUCAUAAAGGGCCAUUUUCUGCACCAGGUUCUUUACAAGUUUCAGCGUAUAUAAAGUCUCGAUAUGCUGAUCCAGCAAUCGAUUUUCCUGACAUUCAGUAUUUCCUGCCAUCACAAGCAGUGUUUAAUACCAGUACAGGUCAAAUACGUUUAAAUACUCCAUUUUGUGAAUAUAAUCGGAUUUAUUUCCAACCUAGUGUUAUGUUAGAAAAAAGUAUUGGUUAUAUUACUAUUAGGAACAAAGAUCCUUUUCUACAACCUGUUAUAGUUCCAAAUUAUUUUAAAAAUAUUGAAGAUCUGAAUGUCAUAAUUGAUGCUUGUAACUUCGUAGCUAAGAAUUUGUCCAACACAAAGGUAUUGAAGGAUGCUGGUGUAUACUUAGACACGAGACCAUUACCGGACUGUGCCCACUUGGAGUUCGGUACUGAUGAUUACUGGGCCUGCCUAGGGAGGAAUUACACCGAAACACUCCACCAUUUCUCUGGGACCUGCAAGAUGGGUCCCGACAGUGACCCAGAAGCUGUUUUGGACCCGCAGCUGAGGGUACGCGGAGUCAAGCAUCUGCGCGUUGUUGAUGCGUCAAUUAUUCCAACUUUAGGGAAUUCGAACACCAAUGCGCCAGUAAUAAUGAUAGCAGAAAAAGCGUCUGAUAUGAUUAAAGAGGCUUGGCAGUAAAAGAAGAAAUAUUUAAAAAGGACAAGGAUUAUAGAUCAUAUAAACUUGUACAAGGAGCAAGGAAUUGGUUUAUAUGAACAUAAAAUAUUCUUAUGUACCUAUAGACUUACAUGUGUAUUCAAACAAGUAACGGCGUCAAUUAUUAUAAACAGAUUCUGACUUCUUUAACGUUGCUGUAUCUAUUAACAGCAACACCUAUAUAUAAUUGAAUUAGAUUUGGAAUUUGGGGGGAAAUUAAGAUUUCACGGCCUAUUCUAUAGGCCUGCUUAGGCAGCACUUUGUAGUUGAGCCCACAGAGUUAAAUUUAGUUGUCAUUAAUUUAGGUUUUGUCACCUCAGUGCACAUUUCAUCGAUAAACUUAAAAAAUCUUGAAGUAGCGUUGAAGAUCAGAGUUACCAAAGUUUUCUUAUCGAUACUAAAAUAGACGUUAGAAUUAUUUCUGUACAAAAUAUAUAAAUAAAUAAAUACAUUCC